AUGAAUAAGGAAGAGAAAUGCAGCAGCGUUCAGAAACUGCUGAUUACAUCUGAGGUACAACUUUACUUCCUAUCCUCCAAAAGACCGGUUUCUGUCCUCAGCCCACUGCCAUUUGUGCACUGCCAGACGCACGAUCUCCCUGGCCUGGGCCUCUCCCCCCCCCCCCCCCCCCCGCCUCCAAAUACUUUGGCCUACCUUAGAAUUGUCUCCUAUGCUGUUGCGCUAUCCUGGCAGCUUCCAGAGGUUCCACUCUCUCCUCCAAGAAGGAAGGCCAACAGCUCCUCUGCUGUGCUGGGAGGUGAUGGUAGCUGCUGGGCUGAGCAGGGUGAACUAGAGGGGCUGGCCUUGUACAAAUGUGGUGCAGCUGCUGUGCUCCCCCAGGUGAUGCUGGUGAUUGAUGCAGCUGUCAGCCACCUGGAGGACUUGCCCUGCCUGGAAGAAUACCUCUGCAACCUCGGCAAGAAGCAUCAGGCAGUUGGUGUGAAGGUUGAGUCCUUCUCGACAGUUGGCGAGUCCUUGCUGUACAUGUUGGAGAAGUGCCUAGGUGCUGCCUUCAGCCCGGAUGUGCGGGAGGCCUGGAUCAAACUCUAUAGUGUGGUGGUGAAAGCCAUGCAGCGCGGCUGGGAAGUCCUCCCAGAGGGGGACUAGCCCUAGGCCUGGCCCUCUACAGGACAAGCACUCUCCCUCUCUGCCUCUCUCUACCUGUCUGUCUCUAUGCACCAGCCCACCUUCUCCAGCCACAUGUACUUUGUGAUCUCACCUUGUUUUGAUGCUGCCAUGUCCCUGCAGUUCCUGGUGGCCACAGGGUAUCUCUCUGUAGCCCAGAGUAUCCAUCAGGUUCCUGUGUGCCAGCGCCUGUAGCUGUGCUUUGGUCGUCUGCUGGCUCCCUACCCUCCUCUUGCUGCCCAUCCUCAUAAGAUGGCUGCUGGCGAGGGCCCCUCAAGCCCCACAGUGAGCUCUCAUCCUGCACUCUUCACCCAGCAUCACCCUGGGCAGUGAUCUUGGUGCUCCUCUGCCCUUCUCCUGUGCGAGGCUGGUCGCAGUAUAGCGUGUUCCCUGCAAAUGUUUCCAGUGGUGGGAGAUCACAUUAAUACCAAGGUAAGGCUGCUCUCAGUGAUGUAUGCUGCUGCCCAGAAGGGUUCCUGUUGACUUGCUCAGUUGAUUUUGUGAGAGCUGGCUGAAGUGCACCAGCAGCAGUGACUAUUUAAUGUUUUGUAUUGAGAAGAAUAAAGCAAAUACAAGAAAUCAUCUUAAAAUAACAAUGAAAGUUGCAAUCGUCAUGGCAACAGCUUCUAGAAAUGAUUCUGGCUCUUGGCCAGGGGAAACAUGCCUGUAAUUUUUCUGCUUAUGAGGGUAGGACCUGGAGUGCUUCCUAUCUGCACACAGUGCCCAUCAGCAGAGCUUCCUCCCCUUGCAGAAAUAACUCUGCCAUGCCUGAGACACAGCUACCAUGGAGGGGAGAAGGCACACUGCUAGCACUGAGCAGCAGGGCUGUGUUAGGGUAGGAAUACAGUACCUGCCAGGAAGCUUUCAGGGGAAUGGCUGGGAGGUAGAACCCACAUGCUCCAAGGGAGCUGAACAUGAUCUCUAUGGAGAAGGUCAUCUUUAAGGGAAGUCAUCCCAGGGUAAGGACAAGGAACAAGCGCUCAUCUGCAGCCAGUGCCCUUUUUCACUUCUCCUUCAGAGCAGAAGCCCGGUGUUCAGGGCUGUGAUUGUCCCUCCUGUGCUCAUCUAUCCUCCCUCUGGGCAGGAGGGCAAUCCAUGAGAUGUGUCGCUAUUCCUGUCCCCUGCCCUGUGGUGCUGGUGGCUGUGCUGAGCACACAGCAAGGACUCUGUGAGGAGUGGUGUCAGGGCAGAGCCAUAUGGGCUGUGCACUCUAUCCUCCCUGAGAUACCAGGCUGUGCUCUUGCAGUCUGGUACAGGGCAGGAGGGGCAGGGAAUGGGGCAGUUCCUGCUACAGCCCUGAUCUGGGGCAUCAGCACCAGGGGCAGGAAUGUUCUGAACCUGCGUGGCACAUAGGCAGGUGUGUGAGGGAUGGAGUGUGUGGUACUGCAAGAAAUGGUUCCCU
Messenger RNA from Meleagris gallopavo (turkey), 2068 nucleotides. Lineage: Eukaryota; Metazoa; Chordata; Aves; Galliformes; Phasianidae. The record is from RefSeq and is a predicted model, not a curated record.